Diospyros lotus (date-plum) is the source of this 3851-nucleotide messenger RNA. RefSeq names its product receptor kinase-like protein Xa21. Bases 1 to 3444 code for a protein of 1147 amino acids. NCBI's taxonomy places the organism in Eukaryota, Viridiplantae, Streptophyta, Magnoliopsida, Ericales, Ebenaceae. Gene Ontology annotation, biological process: protein phosphorylation. Gene Ontology annotation, molecular function: ATP binding; protein binding; protein kinase activity. The record is from RefSeq and is a predicted model, not a curated record. The transcript has 6 exons.
AUGUUUAAUUAUCCCAUCUUCAUGGAGAAAACUUAUUUCCAUCAUCCAACUAUACUGUCCUUGGCACUCUGCUUCUUAGCGACAUUAUCUAUUGCUGCUACUACAAACUACACCACUGAUCAAUCAGCUCUGCUAGCCUUUAAAGACCACGUCACUUAUGACCCCAAUGGAAUCUUGGCAAAUAAUUGGUCCACAGCCACCUCAAUCUGCAACUGGACUGGUGUCUCUUGUAGCAUGAAUCCCUUGCGGGUAACAGCCUUGAAUAUCCCAGAAAUGGGUCUUAGAGGCACCAUCCCUCCAGAUGUAGGGAAUCUAUCAUUUCUUGCUCAUUUCAACAUCAGUAAUAACAACUUCCAUGGUCUUCUACCAAGCGAGUUGGCUCGACUGCAUCAAUUGAAGGUUGUCAACUUCAAUGUUAACAACUUCAGUGGAGAGGUUCCUUCAUGGUUUGGAGUCUUGCCUCAACUUCAAUAUUUGCUUCUCGCCAACAACAGUUUCACAGGUCCCAUACCUUCAACUAUUUUCAGAGCCCCGUCUCUUCAGCAUAUUGAAUUCACAUACAACAAAUUGUCUGGUGGUCUCCCAGAGGACUUCUGCCUUCGCCUUCCAAAACUUGAGUAUCUCUUUCUUUCUGGGAAUGAGUUAUAUGGCCAAAUUCCAUCAACUAUUGGUGCAUGUAGAGAGCUUAAAGUUAUAUCACUAUCUACUAAUAAAUUCAACAGUUUCAUUCCUAAAGAAAUUGGGAAUUUGACCAUGCUUCAAGAGCUAUACCUUGCCGACAACAAUCUUAGAGGUGAAAUUCCUCAAGAGAUGGGUAAUCUUCAUAGUUUGAAGACACUAUCUGUUGCAGUUAACAAUCUUACUGGUCAUAUACCUUCUUCAAUAUUUAACAUCUCUUCUCUGAAAGGGCUUUAUCUUGAAAAGAAUAAUUUACUUGGCACUCUACCAGUGGAUAUGUGCAUGUAUGUUCCUAAUCUUCAAGUUGUUUCUCUUCGCCGCAAUAAAUUGAAAGGAAGCAUUCCAAGAGAAAUAGGAAACUGUACCUCACUCACAGAAUUAAGUCUCUCAGAAAAUCAGUUUUCAGGUUCCAUAUCACCAGAGAUUGGUAUUCUACAAAACCUGGAGAGGCUGCAACUCAGUUCCAACAACCUAAAUGGUCCCAUUCCAGCAAUAAUAUUCAAUGUCUCAAGGCUGCAAAUUAUUUCAAUCGAGGAGAAUCAACUUUCAGGCAAACUUCCAUCAAACUUUGGCCUUUCAUUACCCAAUCUUACAGAACUUUAUCUCGGAGGAAACAAUCUCCAGGGUGCUAUCCCUGACUCCAUCUCAAAUGCUUCUAAGCUCACUUACCUAGGCCUUACCUCUAACAGUUUCACUGGUCCAAUUCCCAACUCCCUUGGUAAUUUAAGAUUCCUUGAACAACUGCAUUUGGGAUCAAACAAUUUGACAAGUGAAAAUUCAUCUCCAGAACAAAGCUUCCUCAUUUCCUUGGAAAACUGUAAAAACUUGAAAGUACUGUGGAUAUCAAGAAAUCCUCUAAAUGCCAUUCUGCCUGUUUCAAUUGGAAAUCUCUCCACUUCUGUUCGUAGCAUUUUUGCAAGUUACUGUGGAUUCAGAGGCACCAUUCCUAGCGAAAUUGGUAACUUAAGCAAUGUAGCAUUCUUACAUCUAGAAAACAAUGACUUGACUGGGUUCAUUCCAACAACAGUCUUUAAAGAUUUGUGGAAGCUUCAAGUACUAAAUAUUCAUGGCAACAAAUUCCAAGGAUCUAUUUCGGCCGAUCUAUGCAAUUUAAAGAACCUUGGUGCUUUAUAUUUGCAGAAAAACAAGCUUUCUGGAUCAAUACCAGCAUGCCUAGGGAAUCUUACUUCUAUAAGACAUCUCUCCCUCAGUUCUAACAAAUUAACUUCUGGGAUACCCACCAGCUUGUGGAACCUUGCCUAUCUUUUGAAGAUGAACUUGUCCUCAAAUUCUUUAAGUGGACAUCUGUCACCACUCAUUGGAAAUUUGAAGGUUGCAACUACUAUAGAUCUAUCAAUGAAUCGUUUCUCUGGUCCAAUACCAGUAACAAUAGGAGGUCUUCAAAGCUUAGUUAAUCUUUCUUUGGCACAUAAUCAAUUUGCAGGACCAAUACCUGAAUCAAUCGGGAAUUUGUUGAGUAUGGAAUUCAUAGAUCUUUCCCACAACAAUCUCUCUGGUGCAAUUCCCAAGUCUUUUGAAGCACUCUCACAACUUCAACGCUUCAAUGUGUCUUUCAACAAUUUGAGAGGAGGAAUUCCCCAGGGAGGACCUUUUGCCAACUUCACAAUUCAAUCUUUCAUAGGAAAUGAAGCAUUGUGCGAUGCUCCUCAGCUGCAACUGCCACCAUGCAUUGCCGGUUCCACACAUAAGUCAGGGAGGAAAAGAAUUUUAUUAAUUAUAUGUACUCCUGUGUUAAUAGCAUCCAUACUCCUCACCUUGACCUCUGUUCUUGCACUGAGAAAAUGCCAAAUGAGAUCAAAACAAACAACUCAAUCUGUUAUGUUAUCCACGCUAACAGUCAAAAAGUUUACCUACCAAGAACUUGUACAGGCGACUGAUGGGUUUAGUGAUAGCAAUCUACUCGGCAUGGGAAGUUUUGGCUCAGUAUACAAAGGGACUUUUCUAGAUGGGGGAACCUUGGCAAUAAAGGUCUUCAAUUUGCAGCUAGAAGGUGCAUUCAAGAGUUUUGAUACAGAAUGUGAGAUGUUACGUAAUAUUCGUCAUCGGAACCUUAUCAAAGUCAUUAGCAGUUGCUCUAACCUUGAUUUUAAAGCAAUAGUACUUGACUACAUGCCCAAUGGUAGUCUUGAAAAAUGGUUAUAUUCUCACAACUACUUCUUAGAUAUACUGCAGAGAUUAGAGAUAAUGAUAGACGUUGCUUGUGCUCUGGAGUAUCUCCACCAUAGUUACUCCACACCUGUGGUCCACCGUGAUCUAAAACCCAGUAAUGUCCUCCUAGACGAAGAUAUGGUUGCCUACGUAAGUGAUUUUGGCAUAGCAAAGUUCUUAGCUAAUGGGGACAGCAUGCAACAAACCAAAACUAUAGCCACAUUUGGAUAUAUCGCACCAGAGUAUGGGCUGGAAGGAUUAGUGUCCACAAAGUGUGAUGUUUACAGUUUUGGAAUCAUGUUAAUUGAAACAUUUACAAGAACAAAGCCAACUGAUGCGAUGUUUGCUGGUGAUUUGAGCCUGAAGCGCUGGGUGGAAAAGUCAUUGCCUAAUGCAUUAUCUCAAGUUAUUGAUGCCAGUUUGCUAAGACCCGAGGAAGAACACUACACAGCAAAGGUGAGGUGUGUCUCAUCCAUCCUGGGAUUGGCUUUAAAUUGCUCGGCGGAGUCAGCGGAGGCGAGGAUGAACAUAAAAGAUGUCGUAGCAGCACUCAAAAAGAUAAGGCUUUUAUUCCUCGAAACUGUCAAAGGACCAUAAAAUACUACGAAACUGGAUGCCAUCAAGGUCUGAAGGUCUACGAUCAGAAGUGUUACUAUCUUGUGAGAUGCCACGUGUGUAAAAUGAUUUGCUUUUCAACGCACAAUUAUCUAAAUCAAGACUCAUGAACAAGUUAAAUGUUAGGUACAAGCUGUUAAAGUUACUCUAUUUCAACUGAUUGUAGUAACGUGAGAUGUGGGAUUGUCCAUAGCAGGAUCCUUGUUUUCAGAACUCUGUUGCAAAAAAGUUAAAAUAUACUUUAGAUAGGUGAAGAUGAAUUGGAGAAAUAUGUCAAGUGUAAAUGUAGUUGGUUCCCAAGGAAAACAAUUAGUAUGUCAGCUGAAUGUAUGUUUGCAGUCCAGUGGUCAUCUAAUAAUUCAGUCAUAUACAAAAACAAUUUCUACUUA